GCAUCGUCCCCAGUUCAAAAUGGCGGAAAGGGGAAACUUCUGAGCGAGUAUAAUAUAAGGUUUUAGGUUCAUUUUUCAGGACAAAGUUGGACAAAUGUUUUCCCGAUUUGGUAUUGGAAGAGUUUUAGGGAUCAGUGGUCGUCUAUCAAAUACAUGCGUAUCAUUGAAGCCAGAAAAAGUUUUGUUGGCAUCUCAAAGCAGUGCAAUCCACAGUUCAAAUACCAGAAUGAACAGUACAGAACAGUACAAAUUUGAAACUCUUGCUGUGACUAAACCACAGGAACAUGUGAUUCAGGUGGAACUUAACAGACCAGACAAAAGAAAUGCCAUGAAUGGAACAUUUUGGAGGGAAAUGGUGGAUUGUUUUCGGCAGAUUGGUGAUGAUUCUGACUGCAGAGCUGUAGUUUUAACUGGAGCAGGAAAAAUCUUCACUGCAGGUCUUGAUCUGAUGGAUAUGGGGAGUGAUUUGAUGAACUCUGACUUGGAACCCUCCAGAAGAGCUCAUAUGCUGAGAAAACUCAUCCUCUUCCUACAAGAGUCAUUUCGUAGCAUUGAAAAAUGUCCACAGCCAGUCAUUGCAGCAGUUCACUCAGGGUGUGUGGGUGGAGGAGUUGAUAUGAUCUGUUCCUGUGACAUCCGUCUUUGCUCCUCUGAUGCUUGGUUUCAAAUUAGGGAAAUUGACAUAGGGCUGGCUGCAGAUUUGGGUACUUUGCAGAAAUUUCCAAAAAUUAUUGGAAAUGACAGUCUUGCAAGAGAACUUUGCUUCACUGGUAGACGAUUCACAGCUGAGGAAGCUUUGCAAUUUGGAUUUGUAAGUCGCGUCAGCCCAGGCCGUGAUAUUCUUUUAAAGGAUGCGUUGGAGCUAGCAGGCCAGAUCGCCAAGAAAAGUCCUGUUGCCAUGGCAGGGACCAAGCACAACCUUAAUUUUUCAAGAGACCAUUCAGCACAAGAGGGCUUGGAAUACAUGGCCACUUGGAACAUGGCUAUGUUACAAACGGAAGACAUUUUGAAAGCUGUACAGUCGACAAUGAACAAAGAGGAACCCGUGUUCUCAAAGCUAUAAACUAAUCUCAGUCGUAGUUGUAAACAUUGCAUUGACAUUUUGAUCUUACAAAAACUCUCCAAUAAUUGUUUGCAUAUGA
Pocillopora verrucosa is the source of this 1142-nucleotide messenger RNA. Its product is annotated as delta(3,5)-Delta(2,4)-dienoyl-CoA isomerase, mitochondrial-like. The record is from RefSeq and is a predicted model, not a curated record. NCBI's taxonomy places the organism in Eukaryota, Metazoa, Cnidaria, Anthozoa, Scleractinia, Pocilloporidae. Gene Ontology annotation, molecular function: delta(3,5)-delta(2,4)-dienoyl-CoA isomerase activity. Gene Ontology annotation, cellular component: mitochondrion.